This is a messenger RNA of Clonostachys byssicola, 3573 nucleotides long. NCBI's taxonomy places the organism in Eukaryota, Fungi, Ascomycota, Sordariomycetes, Hypocreales, Bionectriaceae. The record is from the annotation of a GenBank genome assembly.
AUGCCAACCGAACGUGCCGAAGAUCUGGCAAGAAAGCUGUCGGAUCUGGUAGCCGAAGCCAGACUAGAAACCAGCUUUCUUGAUAGCAGCACACAGCACAUCUACCACAAUGGCGCCGGCGGGCAGUCAGUGCCGACGCGACGGGUCGAAAAUUGGAAUCUGGAUGCGAAACGGCCCAUCCUAGGCAGUGGUAGCUUUGGCACCGUCAGGCUUGAGAGAUGUCAGCAGUCAAGUUCCAGGAUGAGAGCCGUCAAGGAGAUCAAGAAGCAUGAUCAACAACAGAGAGUGAUGGACUAUUUGCGAGAGCUAGAAGCUAUAGUCCAAUUUUCCCGGCCCCAAUACUCGCAUUGCUUCGUCCAAUCGCAUGGUUGGUUUGAGAACGACUCCUCGAUAUUCAUCGCCAUGGAAUACCACCAGUGGGGUGAUCUCAGCCGCCAUCUUUAUUCGCCGCUUCCUGAAGACGAAGUCCGCCAGAUCAUCUCACAGGUCGUGGAGGGUAUUGUCUAUAUGCAUGAGAAAGGAUUCAUACACAGAGACCUGAAACCAAGCAACAUCAUGGUGAUCUCAAAUGGACCUUACUGGUCCGUAAAGAUAGCAGACUUUGGUAUCAGCAAACAAAGAUUCCUCCAGGAGUUUCUCAAUACGGUUGGUGUCGGGACGAUUGGCUAUGCAGCGCCUGAGCAGAUAGGCCUGAGUAGUAACGACGCUGCUAUGAAUGAGGAUAACUCAAAACCAAGUUUCCCUGCCGAUAUGUGGUCAAUAGGCAUAUUGAGCAUGAAACUAUUCACGGGGCAAGUACCAUUCAAAGAUCUAACAACCCUUUCGCAAUACUUGUCCUCCAGCCAAGAAGCUCGCGCCCUCAAACUAGAAUCGCCAUUGAAACAGAAAGGUGUCAGCAAAACCAGUCAGAAGUUCAUCGUUGAUUUAUUACAAGUCGAGCCUGACAAAAGAAUGGGUGCAUACCAAGCCAGUCUCCAUGAAUGGUUGGCCAAGGCCGGGGAGGUAUCAAAUGAUGUGCCCAACGAUGGAUCGAAUGAUUUAUCCCUGCUGGGCGCAGAUCUUCAAAAUGAUUGGCUUCGAGCCAGUCAAACCUUUGCAACCGAUACAGACGCACCAUCUGCAAGCUGGGGUCCUACAACCCAGAAUUCAAGCUUCUUAUCACCUCUGACAGCGCAGGUUCCUCUGGUUAAAGAACCAGCUUCCGGCACAACUAUUUCCACGUCAAAGGAAAGAGCAACAACAACAGACAUUCGACGGACAAACUCCACCCUCGGAUCUGAUCUGAGAAAGAACCGGUCAGGUGUUUCAACUAGGUCAUUAAACGAGAAUCAACCAACAGACUCCUCGUCAGAUCUACUGUUCCUUUUGCGUCAACCGACUAAGCUGUCACAUCAGGACCAGAUCACACUCAUACGCGACAGCAUCGAAUUCAGUGUCAUGACACCUUCGUUGAUCGGAGUUAUCAGUAAAUUCUGUUCCGAAUCAAAAGAUUUGAAGCUUGAAAUGAUGGCAAGCAGCCUUGAGGUCAUCCAAGAUCUAGUGAGGAGGGGUGAGGAUGACCAAGCUGUCCCCCUAGUUCGACUAAUGCUCGACAACAUGGAUUCGCUCUCUGAUCCAUCCCAUCUGAAGGUGGUUCGUUUGACUGCUGCUGUAGUGAUCGUGAAUAGCCCUGGGUUCAGCACAGAAGCUCAGAAAUAUACUUCACGGGACGCGGAGCUGAAAGCAACUGUCGCUGUCGAGCUAUCAAAGAAGAUUGACUGGUUAUUGAAGAAGCAAAUGUUUGAGGAUGCCAUCAAAAUCCUCGAACAAGAAAAGCUAGAUCCGCUAGUUCCGGUCGCGGCAACAGAAGAAGGACAGAAAAACCACAUUGAUCUCAGCCCACGACUACGGCUGGCAAAAGCAUACAUGGGUCAGAGAAGGUUCAAAGAUGCCAUCAGGACCCUGGAGCAUGCGAUCACGCACCCAAACGCCGACCAGAAGCAGGUUCCAUUUGUUCACAAGUCACUCGCGGAGGCAUACUCUAAGAUCAGCUUCUGGACAUCAGCCAAAAGUCACGCAUUGGAGUCCGUCACAAUGCUCCAAACCACUCUUGGUGACGAUGACAGACAUACACUGGCCGCCAUAAAGCUUGUUUAUGACAUCUGCAAAGCGACAAAGGACAAAGAAGAGAGUCACUGGGCGGGUUUAUGGAUGAAAUUGGCCGGCAACCAUGUCAUGCGGAUACAAGAGGAAACAACACCACCGGAGAACUCCUCCAUUACUGCGAGGGGCUUCUUUGAGUGUCAGCAGGCUAUGAUUGAGCUGGCAGCCGCUGAUCCUGAGAAGGCAGCUAUGUUAGGUGUUCGCUACCUCGAAGACAACUAUGUCACCGAGGAGGCAAUUUGCUUCGAUUGCAUCAAAAAUCACCUCAUUAAAGGCGCCUGUCUCUUCAGUGCUGCUGCAACAAAAUCCGUUUGCAAAGCACACAACUCCGAAUACCGCAAUUUCUCCGUCGUCCAUUUCCUAGCAAUAUCACGUCCCCGGGUCGAAGAGAAUGGCGAAGGAUGUCUUCAAGAAAUGCGAGCUCUCCUAAACUUCGCAUAUCACGACCCAGCUGUUGUCAAUGCAUUGGCAGAGUACAAACCCGCCGGCCUACAAUCAUCCUCAGAUCCCAUAUCUGCAUCCCCGUUGUGGCUGGCUGCCUUCAAAGGAAAGUCCCAGAUUGUUGAACAUAUUCUCGCUCUUGACUCCUCAGAUGCGUCGGCCGGUGCGCGCAGCCUUUGCUCCCUUCCAUGGUUGAUGAGAAAAGGUUACGUUUCCGUGGAGGUCGUAGACUCAACAAUCGUCAAAGCAGUCCGUGCUCUGAGUGCGAUGACUAUCUCGUCACUCCUUCGGGAUCCAUUCUUUCAACAACACUGUAGUUGGGCGUGGUGCUUCUCCGGCCAUGAUCUUCUGGAGCUCGUGCUGCAGAAGUGUGGAAAAGACCCUGGAGAUCUGUUGGUGAGAGCAUGUAAACCGGACAGCAAGAGGUCCCGUGAAACUCGGAUGAAGCCAAUAGCGAUCGCCCUAGCAGAUAUCGAUAUAUCUUCGGGGAGUGUGCCGAUUGACAGAGCAGCUGCGCUCGUCACAAUUUCAAGUUAUCAAGGAGAUGGCAGCUCCCAAGACAGCCUAGACGGGCAAUCAAGCAGGGGGACUUUCAAACAUCGAAUUAUUCCGUCUCAAGAGCCACGAUCCGCCCUGGAUCACCUUGCCAUACGGCUGAGCGAAGCCCUGACCUGCAUAUCCCCACCACGCUGGAUACCGGAGGAUCUUGCCCUUGAGGAGAAACGCAUCCAUGAGCUUCGCCGCGAGAUCAGGGUAUCAACAAGAAUGGCGCAUUGGAUUCUCGAUAGACGGGGCUCGGUCGAUAAGAGUAGCCAGCACUUUUGGAGCGAAGUCGAGAUCCGCUUCAAUUACCUCGAGACAGGAAGCUUCCGUCGGAACUUAGCAAUCGGCAUGUCCGCCGACGAUCGGCGAGCCCGGCGAACUUUGGAUCUUGAGACGUCCCAUAUGCUAAUGAAAUGCUUACAGCCUGUGUUGGAUAAGAUAAUAUGA